GUGCAAAGUAUUUUGACAGCAUGUUUUGCUCCAGAGAAUAAAACACCAAAUGAAUGGUUUGAAUUAAAUAGCACUCAUGAACUCCUCAGUGAGUUUGAACAUGUAGAACUUAAAAAGAUGUACCAAGACAGACAAAACUUACCAUCACAUCUAAAAGGUAUAUAUGUUCAUAAGUUCCUAGUUAGUUCUAUAGCAAUGUGGGCUUCACCUCGUUAUGCAAUCUACAUACUUAUGCUACUUGACGAACUUUGUACAAAGCAG
Trichomonas vaginalis G3 is the source of this 261-nucleotide messenger RNA. Its product is annotated as KilA, N-terminal/APSES-type HTH, DNA-binding family. The transcript has a single exon. Lineage: Eukaryota; Parabasalia; Trichomonadida; Trichomonadidae. The record is from RefSeq and is a predicted model, not a curated record. The annotation marks the transcript as partial.